Messenger RNA from Chara braunii, 2211 nucleotides. NCBI's taxonomy places the organism in Eukaryota, Viridiplantae, Streptophyta, Charophyceae, Charales, Characeae. The record is from the annotation of a GenBank genome assembly.
UCCUGUUCUGGAAGAGUCCUGCUGCUGUUUCCGUGGCUGGCAUGCCUGAUGGUCUCUCUCUGUCAUUGCCUGGAGCUGCACAUUUCUUGAAUGAAUGGAUGUGCUAGUGACUCACGUCGGCAGGUGGUCAUAUGCAUGAUUCCCGUCGUAACUGACCAUCUUGAGGGAAUCAUGACCGCCCUUCUGCUGUGGACCACAUCCUUAUGGUUGCAUGAUGAUGACAAUGAUGGCAGUGGGGAACGGGAAGAGGAGGAGAAUGACAGCGGUGUGGAGGAGGGCGUGGAGGAGGGAGGAGGAGGCGGCAGAGGAAUACGUCGUCGCUUCAGAGGAUAAGCAGUCCUGGCCAUAGUGGGCGUUCUGGGCAAUGGGUUGUUGCACCCCACAUGAUUCAUUCCCAGCCUCAGGCAUUCUCUUGCACAAUUCUGAGAAGAAUGUUAUUCUCUAAUCCCUACAACAAUGUUAUUCUCUAAUCCCUACAACAAUGUUAUUCUCUAAUCCCUACAUGUGAUCGAUCAGCUGCCAUCCAGGGCCAAACAAAAUGGCAGUGAAGGAGAUCCCUUGACAAUCAUUGCAGACUGUGACUUGCUGUCCAAAAUGUGAUCACACUCUGAAGUGGAGAAGAUUGCGGAGAGAUUUGCCUGUGACUGCACAGCCUUUCCUGCUGGAGCGAAUGGGAAUGAGCUUCGCAUUCUGCCAAUCAGGCCCACAAGGAUUGUUUCACAAGUGUGACCCUUCCUCUGCAGUUUGUCUUGUACGCACAGACGCGUCUUGCUAGUUUGGAGACAUUUGCGUUUAUGGGUUAGCAUUUGUAUUGUCUUUAUCGCCUUUACGGGUUAGCAUUUGCUCUCUAUGACUCAUGAGGGCAUGCCUACACUGGGAAUGUCUGGGCUAGNGGUUAGCAUUUGUAUUGUCUUUAUCGCCUUUACGGGUUAGCAUUUGCUCUCUAUGACUCAUGAGGGCAUGCCUACACUGGGAAUGUCUGGGCUAGAUCCAGUCAGCACGCACUUCAACCUGGGCUUUGGCAGGAAUUCCUCGUCGAAACGCUUCCUUUGAUUUGUGGAUACGGACGUCACUCCCUGGUCGAUUGGGUCAUCGCAUGGUAAGUUUGAGCAGCAAGUAAGAUCUUUUGCAGGAAAGGCAGUCAUAAUUGCAGACAUACAUACAACCUUCUGAUAAAUCUACCUUACAAGGGAACAUCCAUCGCUUUGCUCUCACUGGAAGGAGGGGGGGGGGCAAGUUGACACCUGUUCAGUCUAUCGAAGAUAGAUUAUGUAUCUUGAGAGGGGGGGGGGCAAGUUGACACCUGUUCAGUCUAUCGAAGAUAGAUUAUGUAUCUUGAGAGGUAGUAUAGUGAAUGUUGGUGUACUACCGGAGCCAUGUCUAGAGGUCGUUCACAUGCUCGGCUUCAUUUUCAGCCAUAGUGUGAUUGUGAGCAGUAGUUUAGUGCCGUUGUGUUGCUACAGCCAUGCUUAGAGAUCAUUCACAUACUUGGGUGUUCGCAAGUGGAUUAAGUCGUGAUUGUGCUGUCAGGUAAGCUAUACUGAAAAACUCCAUCAGUAAAAGCAUCCCGGACAUGGGCAAGUGGCAAGUGGAAAGGCAGUGGUUGUAGCAGGUGUGUGUGUACGAGAGAGAGAGAGAGAGAGAGAGAGAGAGAGAGAGAGAGAGAGAGAGAGAGAGAGAGAGAGUGAGAGCUGACCAGUAUCAUGACUUGGACACACAGAGGUUGGUGCCAGAAACCCAGAGAGAGAGAGAGAGAGAGAGAGAGAGAGAGAGAUGAAGUGCAUUGAGGAGGACGAGGCGAUUGUUGCGAAUUGUCGCUGCAGCUUAUCUAGCUGAAAGGACCUGGGAUGCUUGCUGGCAGCUGCUGAUUUGAAAGUCGAUUGCGCAAGAAAGAGCGAUAAAAAAGAUAGGGGGAGGUGAUUGCUUUAGUGUUGAUUCAUCUUUUGUGGAGACAUGCCAACGAUGCUUGAGCUUGUGUCAGGUUAUCUGAUUGGGUGCUACAUCAGCAGUUGUUGGUGAGAGUAUGCUAUGUCAAAGCGGAUGUGUGUACAUAGUGAAGGGCAGUGACUGUUUCUGGUCAGAAAGAAUGCGGCUCUCUCUCAAAUGAUUCGAGUUGUUUCAAUGUCUCCAUCAACUAAUACCCGUGUAGUAAGCAUUCCAGUGUUUUGUGUGAUAUGCCUUUAUACUGUCAAAUCAAGUUUUCGUGAUUCU